This is a messenger RNA of Octopus bimaculoides (California two-spot octopus), 4782 nucleotides long. Its product is annotated as peptide chain release factor 1-like, mitochondrial. Gene Ontology annotation, biological process: translational termination. The record is from RefSeq and is a predicted model, not a curated record. Gene Ontology annotation, molecular function: translation release factor activity. NCBI's taxonomy places the organism in Eukaryota, Metazoa, Mollusca, Cephalopoda, Octopoda, Octopodidae.
GGAUUUGAUUGGAUUGUCCAUAUUUAUCUACUCUAUUUGGUGAAUACAACUUUCAACUAUGAAAAUGAUGUAAUUUUCUACAAUCGUGAUUGCAACUUUCUAUCAAGGUUCUCUUAUACUUGUUCCAUUGGACUGAGGCUUAGACCACCCAUUUCUGAGAAUCGAUUCAGAGUUUAUUUUCCAGUUGUAUGGUACCUUUCUUGUAUGAUAUGAGUGUCCCUUAUCUUGAAAAAGAGUGGUCUUCUUAAAGAUUCUUACAUUGGAAUAGAUUGAUCACCAGAGUCUAUCAAACUUUGUUGCUGCUGCUUUUAUUCCAGAGUUUCAGUAAUUUCUACUUGAGUGGAUCCUUGAUGAGGUGAUAACUGUUUGGAUGACCACCCAUUGUGCAUAGAUUUCUCACAGCACGCUUAAAUCUUAUAAGCAUAUGACAAAGUGGAUACCUAUUUUUAAACAUGAUUCAUCAAAAUGUCUGGAAACUUUGCAGACCCAUUUAUAUAUUGCAUCAAAUCAGAUGUUUGAAUACUCACACUCUUGGUAGAUAUUGGCACCAUUAUUUCAGGCUUGAGCUAAAUCCUCGAACACAAACAUUGUUUAACUUUAAAUACUGGUCAUCAUUUCUAUCACCAUCUUCCUCUUCAUCACCAUUGUCAUUGUUAUCAUCAUGGACUUUUGUUCGCCACUUGGCAUUUCAACAAGGUAAAAAUAAAAUCGAUAGAAAAGUUUACAUUGCUUACAUUAAAAGCUUGUUGCAGGAAUUCAAUGAUCUUCAGAUGCAAUAUUUGACACCGAAUGAAGAGACAGGGAUAACACAUCAUGAAAGUGAGAGGUACAAACAGCUAAUGCCUGUUGCAUCGAAAAUUGAGGACAUGUUUACAAAAGAGAAGGAACGGGAAGAACUUGUAGAACUUUUACUUGAUGCUUCUGCAGAAGACAAAGACCUUGAAACAAUAGUCAAAAGUGAGACUGCUCACUACAAUGAAAUCAUUCAGCAACUUGAUGAUGAGAUAAAAAGCUUGUUGAGCUUCAGUUCAGGCAGUUCAGCUUCUGAUGUAGUUGUGGAAGUCACUCCUGGAGUCGGUGGCCAGGAAUCACAGCUAUUUGCCAAAGAGAUAAUCGAGCUGUACUUCAACUAUGCACAUUAUAAAGGAUGGGACUUCUCAUUGGUUAGUGAAGACCGGAGUGAUAUUGGUGGUAUACGUAAAGGUACUGCAAUGAUAUCAGGAGAUGAUGCUUACAAUUACAUGAAGUUUGAAGGAGGUGUCCAUCGGGUCCAACGAAUUCCCAAAACAGAGAGAGGAGGACGUGUGCAUACAAGCACAGUGACAGUUGCUGUAUUGCCUCAACCAAAAGAUAUUGAUAUUGCCUUGAAUCCUAAGGACCUACAGAUAACAACAUGUCGUGCUAGCGGUAGUGGAGGACAACAUGUCAAUACAACAGACAGUGCUGUACGGAUUGUUCAUGUCCCAACUGGAAUGGCAGCAGAAAGCCAACAGGAGCGGUCGCAGAUGAAGAAUAAAGAAAUUGCAAUGAAAUUAUUACAGACAAAGUUAUACCAAAAACAGUUACAACAACAGGAACAAGAGAUCCAAUCCAAUCGUAAAACACAAAUCGGAAUGGCUGGUCGAUCUGAGAAGAUCCGAACAUAUAAUUUCAACCAGGACCGAAUAACUGACCAUCGACUUUCAUAUAACAUACAUAAUUUAUCACAGUUUUUCACAAAUGGACAAAUUUUGGACAAUUUAUUAGUGAAUUUACUCUAUCAAGAAAGAGAGGGCUGUUUGCACCAGAAAUUAGAAGAGUUUUCGCUAUCUAUGCAAAAAACAUGAAAAAAACAAUCCCUUUUUUUGAUCAGAAAUCAUAUUUUUGAUUCAUGUUAUUAGUAAGUUAUUUUAUAAAUGCAUUAAAAUUCAAUCCUUGCCUUAUGUUAGAUUAUUAGGUGCAUGCUGAAAGCACAUGGCUUAGUGGUUAGAGCAUUAGGCUCACAAUCAUGAGGUAGUGACUUCAAUUUCCAGACCAAGUUGUGUGUUGUGUUGUUGAGCAAAACACUCUAUUUCACGUUGUUCCAGUUCACUCAUCUGUAGAAAUGAGUUGCAACGUCACUGGUGCCAAGCUGUAUCAGCCUUUUCCUUUCCCUAAGAUAACAUUGGUGGCAUUGAGAGGGGAGACUGGUAUGCAUGAGUGAUUGUUGGUCUUCCAUAAACAACCUUGCCUGGACUUGUGCCUUGGAGGGGAACUUUCUAGGUACAAUCUCAUAGUCAUUCAUGACUGAAGGGGGUCUUUACUCAUUUAGAUGCAUGCAUAGCCAUGUGCUUAAGAAGUUUACUGUACAACUACAAGGGUUUGGGUUAUGAUUUCAUUGUAUAGCAUCUUGGGUAAGUGUCUUUUACUGUGGCCUUGGGUUGAACAAUGUCUUGUGAUUGAAACUUGGUUGGUGACAAUCAUACAAGAAACUCAUCCAAUAUGUGUCUAUGUGAUUCUUAUGGUAUCAGUACUAGCCAAGACAUUAACCUUCAAACUGUCUAGUUCACUUAAUUGUAAAUAAAUAAUGCAGAGUAGGAAUUAUAUGCCUCUCUAAGCAGUAGAAAUACUGUAAAAACUUAAUAAGCAAAUUGUCAACUUGUGUAUCAGAGGGUGACUUUCUAGGUGCAAUCCCAUGCUCAUUCAAUUUAAAAAUCAUUAAAAAAAAAAAAAACUUAGUAAAUCUGUUUGGAUUAUUAAAUCCACAGACAUUAUUAUCCUGUUAAACUGCAUCUGUGGAAAAAAAAACUCAAAGAGUAGUUUCCAGUAGGCUGAUUUUCUCAGGAUACACUUCUUGUAGAUUAACUUUUGUGUGAUGCCCUAAUGACUCAGUGGGUUAAGGGAUUUGCCAUAUGACAUUGCUGCAAAUCACAAAUUUACAAGGGAAAUGCAUAAUUAAUUGAACCAGUAUAUGAUGUCUUUUCAGUUAUGAACUGAAAAUUGUUGAUAUUUGUCUCGUUUUUGCAUAACACAACUGAAAUUGGUCCUGUUUGUUUCCAGUUGCAAUGGACAUAUGUGAAGAGAGAGAGAAACUAGUCUGAACCUCAAAUAGAAAUUCGUCCAAAUCAAAGCAAUCUGUUCCUCUCAUUGUUAACCAAAUUUCAGCUGUUAAAAUGGUUUUUCACAAUUCUCUGUGUUUUUUGAUAAGGGGCAUAACAAAUUGUUAGGGUAGGACUAAAGUCUACCAUCUCUGGUCUACCUGUACUCUCAAACAGUCAGGUUAAAUGCUGCUAGAUAAACCGUAUGCACCUUCCUGGAAGGCAACAGCACAUACUUAUCAUGUUCUAUCAAAGACAUAAUCGUGGCUUUAUUAACACAUCACAUUUCUUCCACCCCAGUCUAUUGGAUAGCUUUUGCACCCUUUUGUUUAACAACAUAUAUCUUACUCUGAUAAUGCAACUUCUAAUUUCAUUACAAAAAAAAAUGAUUGUGUACUUUUCCCACUUCUAGUACAUUGGUUGCAAUAUUUUUUCUAAUUAUCUGAGUAGCCAACUCUCUAAUCUAUUGUUCUUCAUCACUAAUUCUUUGCACUUCUCUAUCAUUCUCUAACAGUUCUUUCAACUACAGUUAUAGUUAUGAUUGUUUCUAAUUUAAGUACAGUGUGAGGAGAGGAGGUUUGUCAAUUACAUCAGUAUCCACUACUUGACUGGUUCUUUAUUUUAUUGGUACCAAAAAAAAAAAAAUGAAAGAUAAAGUUGAUCUUAAAAGGAUUUGAACUCAGAAUGUAAAGAGCCAGAAAACUAUUCAGUUUCAUGUCCAACAAGCUAAUGAUUCUUCCAAUCUGUGCCCUAGCCAUAAUUAUAAUAAUGAUUGCUAAGAUAGGCACAAGGCCCACAUCUUGAGGAAGGAGAAAAGUCAAAAGUCCAUUAAAUCAACAUCAAUGGUUACUCUUUUACUUGUUUCAGUCAUUUGACUGUGGCCAUGCUGGAGCACCGCCUUUAGUCGAGCAAAUCGACCCCAGGACUUAUUCUUUGUAAGCCUAGUACUUAUUCUAUCGGUCUCGUUUGCUGAACCACUAAGUUACGGGGACAUAAACACACCAGCAUCGGUUGUCAAGCAAUGUUGUGGGGGACAAACACAGACACACAAACAUAUACACACACAUACAUAUAUAUAUAUACACACACACAUAUAUAUACGAUGGGCUUCUUUUCAGUUUCCGUCUACCAAAUCCACUCAAAUGGCUUUGUUCGGCCUGAGGCAAUAGUAGAAGACACUUGCCCAAGGUGCCAUGCAGUGGGACUGAACCCGGAACCAUGUAGUUUGUAAGCAAGCUACUUACCACACAGCCACUCCUACACCUAGGAUUAAUAUUUUAUUUUAUCAACCCCUGAAAGGUGAAAGGCAAAGUUGGUAUCAGUAGGAUUUGAACUCAAAAUGUCAAAGAAUGCAAAGGACUUUCUGUCUGAUACUCUGCUGAAUCAGCCAACACACAGUUCUAACAAUCACUAUAAUAAUUCUAAUUUUGGCACAAAGACAACAAAGUGACCACAAUGUUAUUUGAACCCAGAACAUAAAGAGUUGGAACAAAUGAUGCAAAUCAUUUUGUCCAUUACUAAGUAUUCUACUCAUUUACUACCUAAAUAUUAAUCAUAUUAAUUUUGUUAUUUUUCAAACUGUAAAGUAGAAAACAAAAUUCUGAAGCAUCUUGGGAGGGUCACUGAACCAAUAAUUAAUUUUAAAACUGGCAAGAAAUGAAACACUGAAAAUUAAUUGUCAUGUAAAAGCAUUAUUCUUAAAAAUAAUCAACAAAUUCCUGUUUUA